Molecule: messenger RNA, 261 nt
Organism: Gaeumannomyces tritici R3-111a-1
Lineage: Eukaryota; Fungi; Ascomycota; Sordariomycetes; Magnaporthales; Magnaporthaceae
Exons: 2
Coding region: 1-261 (86 amino acids)
Source: RefSeq, a predicted model, not a curated record
AUGGCAGCCGGACUUCGGGCGUCGGUCGCGGUGGACCCGGACCCCGACCAUGACGACGAGCACGCGAGGCGCCGACAUCUGCCAUUGGACGCAGGUGCGGGUCGAUGGCAGGCCGUUCAUGCUACGAGUCACCGUGAGCCCUCCGGCACGUCCCAUAGGCCGCCUGCCCCGCGGCGAGAGCUUCGACCCCGCCGCCCGACAGGCUCGGGCAAGCUCGAGGUCGACUCGCACCGCCUCUGUGCCAUCAUGUACCUAGUGUGA